GUCGUCUUCAUGCUAAUGAUCAUCAACAAGGCCGGCGGCCUGGUCUACAACCGCGAGUUUCACCCCGGUUUGAACAAGCUUCCCAGCAACGACCUGCUCGUCCUGGCUGGGACCUUCCACGGAGUCCACGCUAUCACGCGCUCCCUGACCCCCGCCUCACUUCUGCCUGACAGAAACGCCCUCCCGACGAGCACCGGCACCUUGCCCUCACUUCGCCCGCAGCCCUCUGGCCUUGAAGUCUUAGAGACAGCCAAGUUCCGCCUCCUCUGCUUCCAGACCCUCACCGGCACAAAGUUCCUGCUCUUCACCGAGCCCACCCAGCCCAACACCGACGCCAUCAUCCGUCGCAUCUACGAGCUCUAUGCCGACUUCGUCACCAAAAAUCCUUUCUACACUGUCGAGAUGCCCAUUCGUUGUGAGAAGUUUGACAGAAGCCUGGAUGCUUUCGUGAGAAGCCGAGCUUGA
This is a messenger RNA of Aplosporella prunicola CBS 121167, 465 nucleotides long. RefSeq lists its product as uncharacterized. The transcript has 2 exons. NCBI's taxonomy places the organism in Eukaryota, Fungi, Ascomycota, Dothideomycetes, Botryosphaeriales, Aplosporellaceae. The coding region runs from base 10 to 465 and encodes 151 amino acids. The record is from RefSeq and is a predicted model, not a curated record. Gene Ontology annotation, biological process: endoplasmic reticulum to Golgi vesicle-mediated transport. Gene Ontology annotation, cellular component: TRAPP complex.